Penicillium diatomitis is the source of this 642-nucleotide messenger RNA. RefSeq names its product H(+)-transporting V1 sector ATPase subunit E. The record is from RefSeq and is a predicted model, not a curated record. The transcript is spliced from 2 exons. Bases 1 to 642 code for a protein of 213 amino acids. Gene Ontology annotation, biological process: proton transmembrane transport. Gene Ontology annotation, cellular component: proton-transporting two-sector ATPase complex, catalytic domain. Gene Ontology annotation, molecular function: proton-transporting ATPase activity, rotational mechanism. Lineage: Eukaryota; Fungi; Ascomycota; Eurotiomycetes; Eurotiales; Aspergillaceae.
AUGACUGCGUUCAUCCGCCAGGAGGCUCUCGAAAAAGCCCGGGAGAUCCAGCUCAAGGCCGAUGAGGAGUUCGCGAUCGAGAAGUCCAAGCUCGUCCGCCAAGAGACCGCCGCCAUCGACACCCUUUAUGAGAAGAAGUUCAAGCAGGCCGCCAUGUCGCAGCAGAUCACCCGCUCGACGCUGUCCAACCGUACUCGCCUUCGUGUGCUGGGCGGUCGCCAAGAGCUUCUAGACGAGCUCUUUGAGAAGGCCCGCAAGAAGAUCUCCACUGUUGCCGACAACGAUAAGAAGAAGUACCAAACGAUGCUGGAGGGCCUGAUCCUGGAAGGGUUCUAUUAUUUGAAUGAGGAAAAGGUGGAACUUCGCGCGCGCAAGCAAGACGCUGAUGCCGUGAAGAAGGCUGUCGAGGGAGCCGCCAAGGAGUUUAAGAAGAACGUCGGCAAGGAAGUGACUGCAACUCUGGAUGAGUCCGAGCCACUACCGGAAUCCUCCGCUGGUGGUGUCGUUCUUGUGGGAGGCAAGGGCAAGAUUGAGAUUAACAACACAUUUGAGGAACGUCUACGCCUCUUGGAGAUCGAUGCCCUGCCUGCUGUGCGUGAGACGCUGUUUGGAAAGAAUGCCAAUCGCCGUUUCUACGAUUAA